CCAUUUCUUAACUGCCCAGCUGCCUCUUCAGACGGUGACUAUUUGGGUGGGCAAGCACUGUGGUCCCAUUUGCCGGCGUUUGGGACGGAUGAAGAUGACAACAAUCAGCGAGUCGGAGCUCUCGCCUCUAUGCCUGUUACCAACGGUUUUUCCUGUCUCGACUACGGCUGCAAUGACACCCCCGGAUUCCUGCUCUGGUAUUGCCCAUGCCUCAUCAAUCUCCAAUAUCUGUUAUAUUCUAACAAGGAAAUUCUUGCGGCAUACAUAGAUUCCUUUUCUCCCAUUUCUGGUCCUCUUUUCCCUCAUCCUCCUCACCAUCAUUCAUUCGAUAGAUUUGGAGACUUUCGAGGGCUACCACACACUUUACAACCCCCCGCUAUGUCAACAACCAUGCAGAGCCUGGGGCCCUCCGUCAACUCUAUUCCGGCAUUUAUGGGACGGAAUAACGCCUAUUUACCUUCUUAUUCUCUUCAGCGGGGGCCGGGAUUCCCGCUGGGCGAUGCUUCUCGGGCUCCCCAGCACACGAACACUCGAGUUCUGGACACUGGCUUCGACCGUAGCCAGAACAGCUUGAUUCAGCCCAUGAUGGAACAAACUCAGCGAUCCCAGCCACAGGCUGAGAAUAAUUCAGCUCCACCGUUUGAAGAAACAUGCAUCCUUGAGUCCAUUGUGGCGGAUAUGGCAGGCGCGCAGCACACGAUCACACCUGAGGUCCAUGCCAAAAUGGGUAGAGGAUUCUUCCCAUCUGAAGGCAAAUGGACCUGCUAUCGCCGGAAUUAUUUCGCCGUCACCUGCUCAUUUACGCUGCAACCCUGGCUGUCAUCGGUUCCCCUGUACCUUCGCAAGCCAGAUCAGACGCUGGAACCUAUCCGAGGUUUCGCAAUGUCCAUCUCUGCAAUCGUGAAUGGGCAAUAUGGCGAGACUCGGGAUCUUGUGCAGCAUACUCCAAAGAGAGAUAAGCAGUCUGAGACCAGGCCUGGCCGAGUUAUUCUUCAACCUGCUCCGCCCAGUUCGCUAUCUGCAGGGUCUGUUUCAAAUGUUAGCAAUUCGGGAUUUUCGCAGUCGGUGGACUACAAUACAUCUUUCACAAAUACUGCUCCACCCUGUCAACCACCUACGCAGCAUAUUUUCCAGCGAAUUCAGUUCCAAAAGGCAACCGCCAACAAUGGCAAGCGCCGCGCGCAGCAACAAACCUACAAUCUGAUUGUUGAACUCCAGGCUGAAGUUUACAACCCCAUUGAUGGCAAAGCUCGUUGGGUUCACAUCGCUCGACGCCAAUCACACGCAAUGGUUGUCCGGGGGCGCUCUCCCGGUCACUACAAGGAUGGUCGUCGGGACAGCGCCGCUAGCAUGGGCCCCGAUACCAACGCCGGCGACGGCAGCGGAGGCUCUCUCCCUCCCGGAAUCGGCCAAGCAGCGCGAUCCCAUCUGCUCAUGUACGACUCGGGCCAUCGUGGUCCUUUCGGCAGAACAGAUUAUCGGCAUAUGCCUACGGCGGAGCAUUCCCCGCUGAGUGACAGUCCUUUGAUCUCGUCGUCUUCUUCGUCGGGCUUUGACUACUCAAUCAUGAGUGAUACGAUGGAUCCGAUGGAUACGCUGAAGACUGAUCACUAUCUCAAGACCGAUCCCUACCAAGACCCUACCUUCGCCGGAGUUGCCAGCCACCCACACAGGCAGCAGCUCAGUGCUGGAGGAUAUGACCCGGUCUAUUCGACUUAUGGCCGGUACGGUCCUAUACAAAACCCGCACAGCUUGUGCACCUAA
This is a messenger RNA of Penicillium lagena, 1764 nucleotides long. RefSeq lists its product as uncharacterized. NCBI's taxonomy places the organism in Eukaryota, Fungi, Ascomycota, Eurotiomycetes, Eurotiales, Aspergillaceae. The transcript has 3 exons. The annotation marks the transcript as partial. Gene Ontology annotation, cellular component: nuclear chromosome. The record is from RefSeq and is a predicted model, not a curated record. Gene Ontology annotation, biological process: positive regulation of transcription by RNA polymerase II; meiotic cell cycle. Gene Ontology annotation, molecular function: DNA-binding transcription factor activity; DNA binding.